Eucalyptus grandis is the source of this 1903-nucleotide messenger RNA. Its product is annotated as two pore potassium channel c. Bases 61 to 1251 code for a protein of 396 amino acids. The transcript has 2 exons. The record is from RefSeq and is a predicted model, not a curated record. Gene Ontology annotation, molecular function: potassium ion leak channel activity. Gene Ontology annotation, cellular component: membrane. Lineage: Eukaryota; Viridiplantae; Streptophyta; Magnoliopsida; Myrtales; Myrtaceae. Gene Ontology annotation, biological process: potassium ion transmembrane transport; stabilization of membrane potential.
AAAAAGGAAAAUCCUCUCGAACACCUACGGUUUCUGGGAGUUUUAGGCCCCAGGUUCGCCAUGGAUGAUGAGCCUCUCCUCUCCACUCCAGGACGGCCGGAGACGUCGACGGUCAGGAGAGAAUUCCCUUCGGGUUUCCUUGAUCUCAACCUCGGCAGCCUCAGCACGCCGAGGCGGCAGUCCACCGCCCGCCUCAUAACAAACGAUGCAAUCAUCCCCAUAAUCACGACGCCCCACUCUUCUUCCUUUGUGAAUCUCAUCGCCAACUUGACCAACAAGAGACGAGUCAGACGACAAGCCCAUCGCUCGCACUCAGCUCCUUCUGUGCUCACCUUCCAUAGGGGGACCAUCAUCGACGAGGAGGAUCCCCGGUCGCCCCCUAAAUCGACCCCCGUGAUUGUCCGGCAAGCCUUCAUAUGCUUCGUCUUGUACGUAAUAGCGGGCAUUGUGGUAUACGUGACGAGCGGGAGUUUCAAAGGCACGACCACCGUCAAACCAGUCGAUGCUCUGUACUUCACUGUGGUCACUCUUUGCACGAUUGGCUUUGGCGACAUCGUCCCUGACACCACAUUCACGAAGCUGUUCACUUGUGCUUUCAUACUGGUCGGCUUUGGAUUUGUUGAUAUCCUGCUUAACGGCAUGGUCGGCUACAUCUGCGAUCGGCAAGAGGCGGUUUUGCUGAGCACUGUGGAUCAGAACAAGUUCAAUGCGAUGGUUAGGACUUAUAUGAUCGACAAAGAGAAGGGAAGGAUGAGAAUUAGGAUGAAAGUGUGCGUGGCUUUGGCAGUUGUGACUAGUUGCAUAGCUAUAGGGACUAUUGUCGUGCAUUUCAUAGAGGAAUUGACCUGGGUAGACAGUUUUUACCUGUCUGUUACAUCGGUCACGACAGUCGGUUAUGGGGACUACGCAUUCACGACCUUGGCAGGAAGAUGUUUCGCCAUAAUUUGGCUACUGGUAAGCACAUUGGCAGUUGCCAGGGCUUUUUUAUACCUGACUGAGCUGAGGAUCGACAGGAGGAAUCGGAGAAUCGCGAAGUGGGUUCUGCAGAAGAAGAUGACCCUUGGGGAUCUAGUUGCUGCAGACCUUGAUAACGACGGAUCUAUCAGCAAAGCUGAGUAUGUUGUAUACAAGCUUAAAGAGAUGGGUAAAAUAGCUGAAAAGGACAUUGCACCGAUCUGCAACCAAUUUGACAUUUUAGACGACAGCAACUGCGGCAAAAUCACACUUGCUGAUCUUAUGGAAAGUGACUGAACCACACAUUGAAUAACAAUCAACAUGACAAAUUUCUACCUUCACGCUCCUUGGGAGCAAACCCUUGCUCUUUACAACCAGAGUGCAUGGAAUUGAAGGUUGGGUGACCUCUAUACAUCAAGUCCUACACCAUAUGAAGUUGGACAAGGAUUAUGAUUGGAACGCUUCCCCCCAUUUUCAGACAAAGAUGAGCAGAGACUUCAAACUGAAGCCAGCUAUUCAAUAAUUGUUUCAAUGAAGUCAGCUCUCAGCUCCCUAUCCAGAUUGAAGACCAAGAUCAACGUAUAUAGUGUAUAGAGGAGGAUAAAUACUCAGUCUGCUGUUCAUUAGUUGUUUAUGCAAUCAGUUUAGACAACGUAGUGGCCAAUCAAUUAAUAGAUCACGGAAGCUCUGUCUGCUGGUAGCUAUUCUUUCACGCGAGGAGCCACACGAUCUAUUUUAGGCUAUCGCUGCUAUUUUGAUUCUCAUGUGAUGCUCAUAGAAGUAUCACCUGUACAGGCAGUUUUUACAGAUAUGUAGGAGGAGAAACUGUUCUGCGUAUAAAGACAUGUUACCCCCUCAGGAAUACUCUGGUCACUUUUAAAGAACAGAAGUAUGAGGGAAAUGAUUUUGAAGAGAUUUGUGCUAUAUAAUAUACGAUCAUCUGCCUCUC